AUGGCUUCCUCUUCUCCUGCUGCAGCAGCUGCCGCUGCAUCUGCUCUUGCCGCUCAACAAGGCUCUACCCCUACCCCCGCAGCAACUUCCCUUCAAUCCGCAGCGGCUGCCUCCGCCGCAGUUGUCUCCCACCAACACACACCUUCCGAUAAGGUAACUCCAAAAACAGAGACUACUGGUGCUGGUGCUGGUGGUGCUACUGCUCCAUCUACAACUCCUGCAACAACAACAACAACAUCAACAGCCACAACAACAACAGGCCAACAACAGCCACAACAACCCAUUUCAUCUGCAGUUUCUACUCCAGGUGGAUCUUCUUCACCAGCAACUUUACCUGUCUCGUCUACUUCCUCCUCUCAAUUGCCUAAACGUUCAACUAUCUCAAAGGGUAAAUAUACUCUCUCGGACUUUCAAAUCCUCCGUACCUUAGGAACUGGCUCCUUUGGACGUGUACAUCUUGUCCGCUCUGUCCAUAAUAACCGCUACUAUGCAAUCAAGGUACUUAAGAAAGUCCAGAUUGUUCGGAUGCGUCAGGUCGAACAUACCAAUGAUGAACGGCGCAUGCUUAAACUAGUUGAGCACCCGUUUCUUAUUCGCAUGUGGGGGACUUUCCAAGAUAGUAAGAAUUUGUUUAUGGUUAUGGAUUAUAUUGAGGGCGGUGAAUUAUUUUCUCUUUUGCGUAAAUCUCAACGUUUCCCUAACCCAGUGGCCAAGUUUUAUGCUGCAGAGGUGACGCUUGCCUUGGAGUACUUACACUCUCACAAUAUCAUUUAUCGUGACUUGAAGCCGGAAAAUAUUUUGCUUGAUAAAAAUGGUCAUAUUAAAAUUACUGAUUUUGGGUUUGCAAAGGAAGUGGCUGAUGUGACAUGGACUCUUUGUGGUACUCCAGAUUAUAUUGCUCCUGAAGUGGUGACCACCAAGGCCUACAAUAAGUCUGUAGAUUGGUGGAGUUUGGGUAUUUUGAUUUACGAAAUGCUGACAGGUUAUACUCCAUUUUAUGAUCACACUCCCAUGAAGACUUAUGAAAAGAUUUUGGUGGGUCGUGUGGAAUAUCCCUCCUUUUUGAACCCAGAUGCUGUUGACUUGCUACAGAGACUUAUCACUAAAGAUUUGACUCGUAGAUUGGGUAAUCUUCAAGGUGGUUCUCAAGAUGUAAAGACUCAUCCAUGGUUUGCAGAAGUUAUUUGGGAAAAACUCUUGUCAAAAGAUAUCGAAACACCUUAUGAACCUCCUAUCCAAUCAGGUGUUGGUGAUACAUCAUUGUUUGACCGGUAUCCCGAGGAAGAACUUGAUUAUGGGGUUACUUCACCAGACCCUUAUGCCAACUUGUUUACGGAUUUUUAA
Molecule: messenger RNA, 1344 nt
Organism: Magnusiomyces paraingens
Lineage: Eukaryota; Fungi; Ascomycota; Dipodascomycetes; Dipodascales; Dipodascaceae
Exons: 1
Coding region: 1-1344 (447 amino acids)
Biological process (GO): peptidyl-serine phosphorylation
Cellular component (GO): cAMP-dependent protein kinase complex; nucleus
Molecular function (GO): ATP binding; cAMP-dependent protein kinase activity
Source: RefSeq, a predicted model, not a curated record